Linum tenue is the source of this 990-nucleotide messenger RNA. The record is from the annotation of a GenBank genome assembly. Lineage: Eukaryota; Viridiplantae; Streptophyta; Magnoliopsida; Malpighiales; Linaceae.
CUGGUCACUACUUGGCUUCUUUGUACUUGAAAGAGUUUUCGAUCACUACUUGAACUUGACAGUGAAAGCUUCCCCUGCCUCCCAUUUCCAUUUCCCUUUACUUCUUCCUCUUUAUGCUCCGUCGCCGCCGCUGUGUCUCCAAAAAGCAGCAGCCGGUCGGUGGGCUGGGGGAACGGCAGCGGCGGAUUGGGGAAUCGAUGUUUUUACACACGGCAGGCCGGCGAAUUGGGAGAUUCGCAGCGGGUUUCCAGCGCUCGGACAACUUCCUCCUGCUUCUUCUUUCUCCUUCCUCAGCAACUGCACCGGGUCGGCGGAUUGGGGGAAUCGCCACAGGUCGACUUGCUGGGGGAAUGGCCACGGCAGCGAAUCCGGCUGGUGCGAUUCUUUCUCCUUCUCUACAAUGGGAGCGGGUCAGCGGCUGGGGAAAAACAACGAUGGUGGGUUGGGGGAACGGGAGGUGCGGCAGGUUGGGUGAACGGUGGCGGCGACGGCCUGAAUUUGGCUGGUGGGAGGAAGUUAGGGGUUGGGGAUCUAAAUUGUAAAUAAGGGUAUAAACAUCAAUGUAAUAUAAUUUAGGGUGAAAAGAUUUAUUGAUUCACUCUUCACUCAAAAAAACAUAUCUACUUUCUAACUUCAAAUUCUGAAAGAGGGUUUAAUAUCGUAUAGGUCAGUUGUGAUUCUUCCAUAUGGGCAAACCAUUGGAUGACAGGAUGUGGAAAGGCUCCCUUCGGCUUCAACUUGCUACAACACUCUAAAGUUGCCAACGUACAAAAGGGCCAGCACUUUGCGAGCAAAGCUUCUUUAUGCUAUCAGUUCCAACACAGGGUUCGAGCUUUCCUAGGAAAUUUCCAGGCUUCAACUCAAUCAUAUUCAGGGAGUAGAUUUUGAAGCUGUUGUAGGACUUCUGGAGCGAUUCAUGAUAUGAGGGAGAAUCCUGCUUCCAGCAGAUCUUGUGCGAGGACCUCAUUAGCAGCUUCAGAGGGAUGGAAU